Molecule: messenger RNA, 744 nt
Organism: Alternaria ventricosa
Lineage: Eukaryota; Fungi; Ascomycota; Dothideomycetes; Pleosporales; Pleosporaceae
Exons: 2
Coding region: 1-744 (247 amino acids)
Source: RefSeq, a predicted model, not a curated record
AUGGCCUUGUUGCAAUUCGGCACUACCCUCGUCUUCGGUGUGCCUCCAUUAUGGAACAACGAGAAUCAACCUGAUGAGAGAGUACGGAAGAUGCAGGCUAUAACCGUCGGCAUCCUCGGCACCAUCCCCACUCUGACCCUCGCCUACCUAACCGCCCCCUUCGUCCACCAAGUAUUCCUCCAAAUUCCCCACACCGCCAACUACGCCCGCCGCUCCCGCCCGGACCUCCUUCGUUUCGCCAGGAGCCUCCGUCAAAACCCUGCCGCCACCGCGAACACAAAGCUGGAAUUUGUUACGCUGCGAAUCUUCCCUUUCCGCAAACACACAACCACCUUUCUGCACGAACUCCGCGCUCUGCCACCAAAAAAGCUACGUCUAGCAAACAUCGAGCUACCGAAGAGCGAAGCGUGGGUUAAACGGCAAAGAGAAAAGGGAAUUUUCAAGCGCAUGCUGGAAGUAAUGAGUGAGCCACGCUUCAAAUUCUACGUCAAAGAAGGACGGUUGUACACGAUGAAGACGGGUGUGCCGGGCGUAUGGGAAGAGGUGGCUAUGAGAAUCAAGGAGCAGACUAUCGAGGAAGUGGAGAGGGAGAGUGGAAAUGAUACUGGGAAGCGGAAUGUCAGGGCGAGGAAGGAGGUGCUGAAAAAACCAGUGGUCAGGACUGUCACGAGGCGUCAGGGUGAGAUCAAGGUCGCGAGGCAAGAUACGGGGGCGACGGUAAACAUAGGGAAUGAUCGUCUUUAG